Miscanthus lutarioriparius is the source of this 1557-nucleotide messenger RNA. Lineage: Eukaryota; Viridiplantae; Streptophyta; Magnoliopsida; Poales; Poaceae. The record is from the annotation of a GenBank genome assembly.
AUGGCGGCCGCGCUCCUGCCGGAGACGGCGCCACGGCUGCUGACUCCUGAGACGCUCCGCACGGCGGCGAAGCAGUCCCAGGGCAUCCACCUCGUCCCCCUCUCCCUCCGCCGCGCCAUCAAGCGCUACCUCCGCGACCAGGACAAGGCGCACAUGAACCGCAAGGUGCUGCUGCUCUCGGCGUCCUUCGACCGCGCCAAGGGCACCGGCGCCGAGCUCGCCGCGGCCGCCACCCGCAGCGCGCUCCUCGACGACCCCAACGCGCCGUCGGGCGCCGAGCAGCGGGCGGCGCGCUGGAAGGUGCGGUCGGCCUACGGCGAUAUCGGCCACCGGUACCGCGAGGACGAGACAGUUGCCUACGUUGCGUCACGCAUGCCAGCCAUCUACGCUGCGUGCCACCGCGUACUGCGAGAGGUUAGACGGAGGUUGCCAGAAUUUGCGCCUGCCAAGGUGUUGGAUUUUGGUGCCGGGCCAAGCUCAGCUCUUUGGGCAAUGAGGGCAGUGUGGCCAAAAUCUAUAGAGAGGGUUAACCUGGUCGAGCCUUCCAAGGAAAUGCAAAGAGCAGGGCAGAGUCUCCUUGACAAUUUGAAGGGGUUGCCACUUAUUCACAGCUAUGACAGCAUCCAAGAGUUGAACCGCAAAAUAGAAAAACAUGAACGAGGCCACGAUCUUGUAGUAUCAUCUUAUGCACUUGGCGAGAUUCCUUCUUUGAGUGACCGAAUCACAAUAGUGCGCCAGCUUUGGGACCUGACAAGCGAUGUUUUGGUUUUAUUAGAGCCUGGAACACCUCAAGGAGCAAAGAUCAUAAGCCAAAUGCGCUCUUAUAUCCUUUGGAUGGAAAAAAGAAAGUGUCGCAAAAUUGAAAAAUCCUCAAGCCGUCCUCCAAGUAGCAUGAAGAGCAUUGUUGCACAAGAAGCCUCGUUGAAAAAUGGUUCUUUUGUGGUUGCCCCUUGUCCUCAUGAUGGUCGAUGCCCUUUGGAGAAUUCAGACAAGUACUGCCACUUUGUCCAGAGAUUGGAAAGGACAUCAUCUCAACGUGCCUACAAGAGGUCAAAAGGUGUGCCUUUACGUGGUUUUGAGGAUGAAAAAUUUUGCUAUGUUGCUUUAAGAAGAGGCAAACGGCCAGAGGAAGCUUGGCCACUUGAUGGCUUGAACUUUGAGAAGCUUAAAGAACGCCAUGCCAAGAGAAAGCCAGAAGAUCUUAUCAUUGACUAUGACGAUCAAUUUCCAAGCGAGGAAGAUGAAGAGGUUCCUGUCGAUGGUGGGGACAGUCUGGUACCAUAUGCUUCAGAUGAACACGAAUUAAGUCUGUUCCAUGAAAGUGAAGAAGCAGAGGAGGAGGACCAAACGAUUCGUGCUGACCUUGGAGGAGGUUGGGGCCGCAUUAUAUACAGCCCCAUUCGAAGAGGGAGGCAAGUACAAAUGGAUGUAUGCCGUUCCACCAAACGGGACGCAUCCGAAGGCGCAUUUGAGCGUGUAGUUGUCACCCGAAGCAAGAACCCAACUUUGCAUUUUCAGGCCCGUAGGUCACUUUGGGGCGACCUCUGGCCAUUCUAA